AUGCCACGUUCAUCGGCCACGGCUAGGAAGAGUCAUAGCAAUCGGCAUGAGAAUGGUCUCGUCGGUCCCGGAAAGAAAGUGAACAAGCAAAAGUCCAAUGGAAAUCUGAAUGGGAACACCAACGGCGCCUCUGCCCCGAACUCUGGUCCCUCCACACAAGUCGACUGGCCCGCAUCUCGCUCGUCCAGCGAUUCGGCUCUAACCUCAUCGGCAACCACGGCAAGCAAGGUCAACGGCUCGGCGGACACCUCGAAGGCGGAUGGCAACGGGCGCGGCUUGCUGAACGGGUAUGCUAAGGGUAACGCGGACAUGUCUUAUGGCCAGACGAAUGGCGCCGUGCCCCAGAAUGGCGGACUUGCCGGACAGGCGUCGCGGCGAACGGAGAAGCCGGCGACCGGUUCCAAGAAGUCGGGCUCUAUCAAUCCACUCCAGCUCGCGUCGACGAUCCUCAAGUCCUGCCCGAUGUACGACACGAUCGCCAUUCUGAUCUUCCUUUUGCAGCUGCCGCCUAUGGUUCUCACUCUGGUUCAGUUCCUCUUUGCUUCCCUGACCUUCAUGCCUCCUAGCGGUGCAGCGUCUGGCUCCUUGACCUCCAACUUCGACAUCUUUCAAGGCCCCGCCGGAACGCCUUCUCUUGGCACAAUGAUCGCCAUGGAUGGAUUCUGCUUACUCUUCUGGGGCCUUUUCAUGUGGACAUGGGCGCAGAACUUUGCGCUCGAUUUAGCUCACGUUCAAGUUGCCAUUACGCUAGGUGGAGGAGGUUCGGGGAAGAAUGGAGGGGUCAAUGCUCUCUGCGUUGGCAUUGUUCUCGUAUUACAUCUUAUCCGCAGUAAAGGUAUACAGGAUUUUGUUAUAGGUCAUCUGCUCUCCGCCAAAAUCGUCUCGCCUGAUUUCUUAUCGCAAUAUUCACAUCUCAUGCCCCCCGAGUUUCGUCGCACGGAACCACAAAGCUCCCCAAGUUGGAUGCGCAGUCUCCUCGCCGUUCACAUCUUGGCUCAAGCAGGCACCGCCAUGGCAAGAAGAUCGAUGGCGAAAAACCGGUCACCGGCUCCCCCUCGCAACGGCAAGCGCGUUGAUACCGAAGCCUCUGCCGGGUCGCAGACACAAAUCGAUUCUGCGUUCGAGUCCGGGGCUAGCGUAUCUUCCUACAUCGGUGCCGAUGGUCAACUCGUUACGCCGGCAACUCAUAAGGAUGGCAGAGAUAGACUCAUGUCGGCAAAGAAACGCAGAAGGCAAGCCAAUCAGGUCCGGAGCCGUCAACCGUUCUGGGCUGCACUCGCAAGCACGAAGGUGACGGUGAUGAGGGAAUAUGAGCAUUCUAGGGCCCUCAACAAAACCGGCAGGGGCCUUAUGAUGACAGAAGAGGAUCUUCAGGGCAUUUCGUUGGAUGAUGGACUUGUUUGGAUAACCGAAGUCGAUAGCUCUACUAUCAAGUUUGCCGCGGGUGACUUCACAUCCGUGGAUGAUCCCGCGCUUUCCGGAGUCUGCGAAACUACUCGUCUGGGAAAUGAUGAAACGGAACCUUUUUACGUCUGUGUCAACGGCGCAUUGUGGGCAACGGCAACGAUCACCAAGGUGCAAGACGCUCCGAAGGGGUCAAACACGGUACACUGGCGGGGCGAAGUCUCGGGACUUGCUCCUAACUGUGCCUACACUUGCUCCUUCGUGCGGAGCGAUACUGAUGAAGAGAUCUGUGUCAUGAGCGUCAAGACACCUGCUGCAACUGACGCGGAACAAGUCUCUUCGAUCCCAACUCCUCCGCAACCUUCUUAUCGUCCGUCAUCACCGACCACUACGCUCAAGAAUUCGAUCAUCAACGCCGAGGCCAAACUGAAUGAGAAACGCGCCCGGUUAAGGAAAGCCAAAAACGACCACAAACUCGUCAUCUCCAAAAUCAGGAAGGAACUGGAUAACUACAACCAUCGUCUGCAGAGUGGUACCGAUGAGAACCGACAGAAGCAGCGCUCGUUACAGCUUGAGAGAAACAUUAAGCAAACGGAGGAAAUCACAGCCGCUCUUGAAAGCCAACUCGACAAUUUGGAGAACAUUCCCGAGGAAGAACUCGAAGAAUGGUCGGCCCAGAAGUCUAAGUACGAACGGGAGUUGGAACAACUCAACUUGGCUAAGGAGGAGCUCGUUUCUGCUCGGGCCGCUGUUGCUCGUGAAGUGUCGUCAUUGGAGUCGGAGCUGAACUCGGCUAUCCAGAGAAAGGAACGUCUUCAGGGCCGCCGUACUAGGGUCAAUGAACAAUACGAGAGGAUCGUCUCUGCCAACGCCCAAGGCUUGAAUGAGCGGGAGCGCCGUGCUGCGGAACAAUUCGCUCGGGAGCAGGACCAGGCGAAGUUAGAGGCCAAUUUCAACGAGCAGUUUGCCAGCAUCAGCCAAUCCGUGCAGGAGUACCAGAUGCGCACCAACCAAUUAUGGCAGCAAGCUGCUGCUAUUGAGCAAGCCAUCCAGCAGCAGCAACAGCAGAUGCUCUUGGAUUCUGCCCCGCUUACUCCCGAAGGGAACUUGCCUGGCACCAAUCCUCUGACUGAGGCACCUGGCAUAUCUUUGGGGGCAUUGACAACGACUGCGCCCAGCACCCGAUCUCUCCUGGGACUUAGCUUUCCCGCGCUGAAGUCUAGUCCGCUGCAGCAUGCCUCAUCCCCUGUUGGUGCCGCUUCGUCUCAUCCGACUAGCCCAACGCAGCCACCUUCCUAUUUGCAACACUUUCCGACUUCCCCGCUUGGUAACACCGGCAACUACUUCGAUACGGAUUUCAGCUACCGUGACCGGUCAUUCUCCAACCGGUCUGCGCACAGCAGUCUCUACGGUGCUGAUUUCUUGGACUCUAACCGUCGUGGUCCCUUCCAGCUUGAUCUCUCCGAUGCGGUCAUUGAGAAGCGGAUGGAUUCGGGCUCCGAGGGGGUAACUCCUAACCCGAUCAUGAGACCCAUCUCCACCCCGUUCCAGCGGGCCGAUAGUCGUGGUAGCGGAAGUGGUAGCGGAAGUAGCGGUGCAAGCGGUAGUGGAAGUGGCAGUCCCAGCUCGACGGGUGGUAAGGGCAACUAG
This is a messenger RNA of Aspergillus luchuensis, 3054 nucleotides long. Its product is annotated as putative ubiquitination network signaling protein. The transcript has 2 exons. Lineage: Eukaryota; Fungi; Ascomycota; Eurotiomycetes; Eurotiales; Aspergillaceae. The record is from RefSeq and is a predicted model, not a curated record. The coding region runs from base 1 to 3054 and encodes 1017 amino acids.